UGGAGCGCGGCCGCCGCUGUCAGUGCCGGGCCCGGGGCGCAGUCAAUGGCGGCCGAGGGAGGCGGAGCGGUGGCCACGCGCAGCCCCGAGCUCCCGAAACUUUAGACUUCCGAAGCCCCACAAGUUCGCGGGCGGGGCGUGGGGGGGCGUGGGCGGAAGGGGAAGCCGAGGCGGGAAGCCCGAGGGACGCGGCCGAGCCGAGCCCCGCGGCCGCCGCCUCCUUACCCACGCCGAGCCCGCGGCCGCGCGCCGCCGAGCGCCGCCCGCCGCGCCAGGGCCACGCGAGCUCGCGGCCCCCCGCGAGGAGGCCGUGCCCGCGCGCACGAGUCCACCGCCGGCCGCCCCGAGUUGCGGGGCCGGCGCCCCGGUGGUGCAUGCGGGGCGGGGCGGUCGCCGGGCCGAGGCGAAGAUGGAAGGCUUGACGCUGAGCGACGCCGAGCAGAAAUACUACUCGGAUCUCUUCUCCUACUGCGACAUCGAGAGCACCAAGAAGGUGGUGGUCAACGGGCGGGUGCUCGAGCUGUUCCGGGCCGCGCAGCUGCCCAACGACGUGGUCCUCCAGAUCAUGGAGCUUUGUGGCGCAACAAGGCUUGGUUACUUUGGAAGAAGUCAGUUCUACAUUGCUUUGAAACUUGUAGCUGUUGCCCAGUCUGGUUUCCCAUUAAGAGUGGAAAGUAUAAACACAGUAAAAGAUCUUCCUCUUCCACGAUUUGUGGCUUCAAAGAAUGAACAAGAAUCUCGCCACGCAGUCUCCUACUCUUCGGACUCUGAAAGCCAGGGCUCUUACUCUGGUGUGAUUCCUCCUCCUCCUGGCAGGGGACAAGUUAAGAAGGGGCCUGGAAGCCAUGAUGCGGUUCAGCCUCGUCCAUCUGCAGAUCAGCAGGAACCUGCAUCUCCAGUAGUUUCACCCCAGCAAUCCCCACCAACUUCUCCACACACUUGGAGGAAACAUAACCGUCAUCCCAGUGGGGGAAAUAGUGAGAGACCUCUCACAGGACCUGGGCCGUUCUGGUCACCUUUUGGUGACGCACAACCAGGCUCUUCUGCUGGUGAUGCGGUGUGGUCUGGGCAUUCCCCCCCUCCACCUCAAGAAAACUGGGUCAGUUUUGCAGAUACUCCACCAACCAGUACUCUUUUAACCAUGCAUCCUGCUUCUGUCCAGGACCAGACAACAGUACGAACUGUAGCCUCAGCUACUACUGCCAAUGAGAUUCGUAGGCAAUCCAGUAGUUGUGACGACCCCUGGAAAAUAACAGACGAACAGAGACAGUAUUAUGUAAAUCAGUUUACAACCAUUCAGCCUGAUCUGAACGGAUUUAUUCCAGGAUCUGCAGCUAAAGAAUUUUUUACAAAAUCAAAACUUCCUAUUCUUGAACUUUCUCAUAUUUGGGAACUCUCAGACUUCGAUAAAGAUGGCGCCUUGACACUGGAUGAGUUUUGUGCUGCUUUUCAUCUGGUGGUUGCUAGGAAGAAUGGCUAUGACUUACCAGAAAAACUCCCUGAAAGCCUGAUGCCCAAGCUGAUUGAUUUGGAAGAUUCAGCAGAUGUUGGGGACCAGCCGGGUGAGGUAGGUUAUUCAGGCUCUCCUGCAGAAGCACCUCCAAGCAAGUCACCAUCGAUGCCAUCGCUGAACCAGACUUGGCCUGAGCUGAAUCAGAGCAGUGAGCAGUGGGAGACAUUUAGUGAACGCUCUUCAAGCUCACAAACUCUGACCCAAUUUGAUUCUAACAUUGCACCAGCUGAUCCUGACACUGCUAUUGUCCAUCCAGUUCCCAUUCGCAUGACUCCAAGCAAAAUCCACAUGCAGGAGAUGGAACUGAAAAGAACGAGCAGUGAUCACACUAAUCCCACAAGUCCAUUACUUGUAAAAACAUCUGACCUUUCGGAAGAAAGUAAAAUCAAUUCAUCAGUAAAGUUUCCUUCUGGAAAUACUGUAGCAGAUGGGUACAGUAGUUCAGACUCUUUCCCUUCUGACCCGGAGCAGAUUGGAAGCAAUGUAACUCGUCAAAGGUCUCAUUCAGGAGCAUCACCUGAUAACACUGCGCCACCACCUCCCCCUCCAAGGCCACAGCCCUCUCAUUCUAGAUCAUCAUCCCUAGAUAUGAAUCGGACCUUUGCAGUUACCACAGGUCAGCAACAGGCUGGAGUUGUUGCCCACCCUCCUGCAGUGCCUCCAAGACCUCAGCCCUCACAGGCGCCUGGUCCCUCAGUGCACCGCCCAGUGGACGCCGAUGGUCUAAUAACUCACACUAGUACCUCACCUCAGCAGAUACCAGAACAACCAAAUUUUGCAGAUUUCAGCCAAUUUGAAGUAUUUGCUGCAUCAAAUGUAACUGAAGAACAAGACAAUGAAGCCGAGAAACAUCCUGAGGUCUUGCCAGCUGAAAAAGCUUCUGACCCCGCAGGCUCUCUUCGGGUUGCCCAAACAGAUGGUAAAAUUGAAGAAAAGACAGCUGCUAGUGUUCCUGCCAAUGUGAGCAAAGGCACAACACCUCUGGCUCCACCACCUAAGCCUGUUCGGAGAAGAUUAAAGUCAGAAGAUGAGUUGCGGCCAGAUGUGGAUGAGCACACACAGAAGACAGGUGUCUUAGCUGCUGUCCUCGCCCCACAGCCUUCCGUUCCCAGAUCUGUGGGGAAAGAUAAAAAGGCUAUCCAGGCAUCAAUUAGACGCAAUAAGGAAACCAACACCGUUCUGGCCAGAUUGAAUAGUGAAUUGCAGCAGCAAUUAAAGGAUGUUCUGGAGGAGAGAAUUUCCCUGGAAGUUCAACUGGAACAACUUCGACCGUUCUCUCACCUAUAAGCCAAUUGCCGUUAACUGUGAACAUGCCUAUUUGGAAGCAGUUUUGGGUUCAGAGCCUAUUUGGAAACCCAAACAUUCAGCUCACUGCUUAAUUGAACAUUAAAUUUUAUGAUUCUGUUUUGCCCUAUAUGUUCACCAUUGUAUUUAAGUAUCUUUUAUUUUUUAAUUUCAACAAUAAAAGGGUUAGGAGGACUUUUUCUGGAGGAUA
Molecule: messenger RNA, 3008 nt
Organism: Chionomys nivalis (European snow vole)
Lineage: Eukaryota; Metazoa; Chordata; Mammalia; Rodentia; Cricetidae
Gene: Reps1
Product: RALBP1 associated Eps domain containing 1
Exons: 20
Coding region: 410-2800 (796 amino acids)
Biological process (GO): endocytosis; endosomal transport
Cellular component (GO): cytoplasm; plasma membrane
Molecular function (GO): protein binding; calcium ion binding
Source: RefSeq, a predicted model, not a curated record